Messenger RNA from Anopheles merus, 1668 nucleotides. RefSeq names its product protein pelota (gene pelo). The record is from RefSeq and is a predicted model, not a curated record. The transcript is spliced from 8 exons. Bases 251 to 1414 code for a protein of 387 amino acids. Gene Ontology annotation, biological process: nuclear-transcribed mRNA catabolic process, non-stop decay; nuclear-transcribed mRNA catabolic process, no-go decay; RNA surveillance. NCBI's taxonomy places the organism in Eukaryota, Metazoa, Arthropoda, Insecta, Diptera, Culicidae. Gene Ontology annotation, cellular component: cytoplasm.
UUAACCAAAACAGCAAAUAUUUUCGAACGUGGAAACACUUGCGGGGUCCGGACGACGUGCGAUUUCGAUGCGAUUAGGGAAACAAAUUAACCGGCAAAAAUGUACAGAACUUUGCCCAGGAAAACGUACCGCCCGCACCGUUUGUGACCGUUUCAUGUGUCUAAGUGGUAAUUAAAACCCCCUCCUUUCCUUCCUGCUUCCGAACGAGUAAGCCGAGAGACAGCUCACAGUGCCCCUGGCAUCUGCCACGAUGAAGCUGAUCCGCAAGAACGUCGACAAAACGGGCGAUGGGAGUGUUGUCCUGGUGCCCGAAGAUCCGGAGGAUAUGUGGCAUGCGUACAAUCUAAUCGCAGAAGGCGACCAAGUCCGCAGCAGCACGAUCCGGAAGGUACAAAAUGAAUCCUCCACGGGGUCAUCCAGCAGCAGCCGCGUUCGCACGACACUCACAAUUAGCGUCGAGACGAUAGAUUUCGAUACGCAGGCUCAAGUGCUGCGCCUCAAAGGCCGCAACAUCGAGGAGAACCAAUUCGUCAAGAUGGGCGCCUAUCACACGAUCGAUCUGGAGGUGAACCGUGCCUUCACGCUCACCAAGCCGGAGUGGGACUCGAUCGCGCUGGAACGCAUCGAGAUGGCGUGUGACGUCACGCAGAAUGCCGAUGUGGCGGCCGUCAUCAUGCAGGACGGGCUGGCGCACGUCUGCCUGAUCACGUCCAGCAUGACGCUGGUGCGGAGCAAGAUCGAUGUGGCGAUCCCGCGCAAACGCAAGGGCUACGUGCAGCAGCACGAGAAGGGCCUGAACAAGUUCUACGAGGCGGUGAUGCAGGGAAUCAUGCGGCACGUUAACUUCGACGUGGUCAAGUGUGUGCUGAUCGCGUCGCCCGGCUUCGUGAAGGAUCAGUUCUACGAGUAUAUGUUCCAACAGGCUGUAAAGACUGACAACAAGGUGCUGAUAGAUAAUAAAAGUAAAUUUAUGCUGGUUCAUUCGUCCUCAGGAUUCAAGCAUUCUCUCAAAGAGGUCCUACAAGAUCCGGCCGUGAUCGCCAAAAUGUCCGACACCAAGGCGGCCGGUGAGGUGAAAGCGCUGGAAACUUUCUACACCACGCUGCAGCUCGAACCGGCAAAGGCGUUUUACGGCAAAAAGCACGUUUGCAAGGCAGCUGACGCUCAGGCAAUUGAAACGCUGCUAAUUUCGGACAAUCUUUUCAGAUGCCAAGAUUUGGCCACACGCAAAGAGUACGUCCAGCUGGUAGAGUCGGUGCGAGAUUCCGGUGGUGAGGUUAAAAUAUUCUCCAGUAUGCAUGUCUCCGGCGAGCAACUCGCCCAGCUCACCGGUGUGGCGGCAAUCCUGCGCUUCCCAAUGCCAGAACUCGAGGACAGCGAUAACGAAGGAAGCGAUGGGUCCGAGUCGGAUUGAACACAGACAGAGACCCACGAUGCAGCGUUUGUGUCCCUCUCCUUACGACCGCUAACUAAGUGUAUUUGUCUCGUUUGUGUGCUUUUACUGCUUAAGAGUUAAUGUAUUCGCGUGGGUUUGAUUUAUACCGUAGGGGGGAGGUCAGUCAUAGGAAUCAUAAAACUUGAAUUGUGUCGUAUGUUUCCCUUCUGUGACAAUCAGCUCCGCUUAGUUGCAGACAUUAUACGUUUUGUUUUUUUUUUUUUAAUUCACAA